UUAAGACACAGUGAUUAAGCUUAAAACCCCAUUUUGACUUGUUCUUUCUCAAUGAAUCCCUCACAAGCAGCAAGCUUCUUCGAUUUUGCUUUGACACCACCAAUCAGUGUUUUCGAAUCUUUCAGGUCUUAUACAAGACUACAGUCUCUAGAAGCAUAAUAUCGUCGACUCUGUUUUGAGUUUCCCAACAGUGGUUGAAGCUUAAGGAGGUUCUUAUGUGCCUUUUGAAAUCAUGAUUGAGGUAAAGCGACCUGGUUCUUCCACGCGGAUCACCACAACACUCCUUGAUUCUUUCAUGAUUCUUUUCAGAAACAAACACAUCUUAUUACCAAUCUUUGCUUUCAUAGCGAUCCCUCUCGCAGCCUUACACCUCUCCUUAACUCUUACCUCCUUUCGCCUUAAAAACCAUGUCUUUCGUUUAGAAGCCUUAGCUAACGUUGUGCAUACACGGUUUGAAGCUAGACAGAUUUGGCAAGAGUCUAGAGAAGAUGCUGUCUCGCUUUUACAUCUCAAAUUCCGGUAUUUCGUCCCAUCCUUUAUCCUCUCCUGUAUGGCCUCCAUAACUGUCAUCACAUCAACUUCCUUCUCACACCAAGGCAUAAACCCAUCUCUGAAGUCGUCAUUUGCUUCAGUCAAGUCUUCGUGGAUGCGAGUAACAGCAACUUCCAUCAUCGUCUACGGUCUGCUCUUCCUCUACUCACCAAUUUCCAUGUUUCUAUCAGCUCUCGUUGGUUAUACACCUACAUUGCGUUAUCUAAUCACGAUCCUCUUUCUCGGAGUUGAGGUAUACAUAAUGGCUAUAACAGGGCUUGGGUUUGUCGUCUCUGUAUUGGAAGAAAGAUACGGUUUUGAUGCGAUUAAGGAAGGAACCGCUCUGAUGAAAGGGAGGAGGAUAACAGGGUUGGCCUUGGCGGGUGUAUUUGUGUUUCUAUCGAGUUUCAUUGGUCAUGGGAUGGAGAAGUUGGCGAAGGAGCUAGAUAUGGACUUGAGCUCAGGGUCGUGGUGGAGGUCGGUGGUUGUGGCCGGUGGGUGGGACGGGUGGAAGCUGGUUUGUAUGUAUGGGGCUGAGGUUGUGCUGAGUUAUGUUGUAAUCACUGUUUUUUACUGUGAGUGUAGGAAACGCCAUGGUAACAGUUAUGCAAUUGUUGCUGAUGAGGAAGGUCUUGCUAUUUAAAAUUAGUUCCAACACUUUUUUGUUGUUGAUAAUUCUCUUGUGAAUCUGUGAAAUACAUUUUUGUUUACCAAGAUUAUGAUUUAUUCAUUGCUUUAAAGAGAGAAAAAUAACAUUUUGUAGAGAGAGAUAUGUGUUUCAAAAGACAAGACUGUUAUAUUUACAUCUUUUCAGGAAAGCGAAUUUUUCAAAGAAGCAAAACAGAGAGAAGUAAGAACAGAGUGGUUCUGCUGUUCUGGACAUGGAGCCAUAAAAGGUUUCUAGUUCUCAGUAAGUUCUCCAUCAUCUGCAGAAGAAAAUGGCUUGUGUGAAAAACAAAUAAAUCGUC
Molecule: messenger RNA, 1499 nt
Organism: Arabidopsis thaliana (thale cress)
Lineage: Eukaryota; Viridiplantae; Streptophyta; Magnoliopsida; Brassicales; Brassicaceae
Exons: 2
Coding region: 233-1174 (313 amino acids)
Source: RefSeq, marked reviewed